AUGGACAGUAUGCCAGGAGAUUUGACGACGGUUGUCCCAUUUCAGUUGGACGCGACUUCACAGACGGCUCUCGCUGGAUCACGCAGCAAUCUUUCGCUUGUUACCAGUCCAUCACCACCAUUGCAAUUGUGUGACUCACGCCUGAAGCUACUUGAUAUCAACUACUGGACCAGAGUACCAAUCAGUAACGAAUUUGCAGCCGGGGCCAUAUCGACCUAUCUUGAAACAGAUCAUGCUUUGCUUGGCUUCUUUGAUGCUGAUCUCUUCCUAUCAGACCUGGUGGAACAGCACCUUGACUACUGUUCUCCCUUUCUUGUUAGCUCUUUAUUAUGUAUGGCUUGUCUUUGCUACACUGGAAUUGAUGAGAAAGCUACUGCUCUAAGCCACGUCUUCCAACAAGAGGCAGAGCAAUUAUGGUAUGCUUGUCGUGGUUCGGAUACUAUCGUUAAUGUAUCAGCAAUAUCACUAUGCUCAAUAGCCUGUAUUUGGCUUGGUAAGGAUAAACUUGGAAAAGAUCUUUUGAAAGACGGUCGCGCCAUGGCGGAACGACUUCAGUUGUUUGGCUCGCAACAAAGUGAUCUAUUAGAGACAAAGUUUCUAAGAAUGAAGCCAGAACAGAUACGUGCUUCAUCUUAUGCAGCUUGGGGAUCUUACGGCUAUAUCACAUUUCAUGCUACUAUGUAUGGAGGAGAACCCAUCGCAUGUCCACCAGUCUUGCCAUUGCCAGGCGAAGGCAACAAGGGAAAAUCACAUCAAAAUGACACACAAAGGCCAGUCCAUUCGUUGCCAGAUUAUAUGGGCUGCACCUUCACAGCAAUGUGUAGGCUCUGGUCCAUUGUUCAGGGGGUUUUGAUGUUCUAUAAUUCUUCGCCUAAUAUAGCUCACGCAAGAAGGACUCCGUUGUCUUUCGCUGAGCAGAAGUAUCAAGAGUUAUUAUCGUGGGCGGACUCACUUUCGAGCAAGCUGGUUCGUAAUAGUCGCAGUCCACUUCACGUAUAUAUCUUCCAUACUAUGUUUCAUGUGACGGUUCUGAACGUUUUCCGGCCACUGCUGCAGCAAUCGGGGAGUUGUCGCUUACGAUCAUUUGCUUCAUCUGAUAGCUCUCCAAUUUCUGUUUUUCAUGCCUCUUUUCAACAGCUAAAGAGGCUUCUGAUUGAGGCCAUGACACGACCGAGGUACAGCAUUCAGAGCGGUCUGCUGAAUCCGGCUGUCAUGCAUAUAAGCAACAUCAUCCUGGCGCAUUCAGAUUCUCGUGCCUAUCGUUACUAUUUUCUGCUUUGCAUGAGCUUUUGGAUCGAUGCUACCCCGUCUUUUCCUGUUCUCGCGGAUAUUGCGCGAGGGUAUCUAUCACUAGCGUUACGCACUAGGAGCAUAUCCGCUCAAGAUGCGCGGGGCUUGAAGCAAAAGCUGGCACAAAUAAGCAGACAGUAUAGCAGUAAUGAAGUAUCAUCUGUUAUUGUUGACUUUGAUCGUGCAACGAUCCAGGGGGCUUCAUACCGGGCAAACGAGCUAGCAAGAGAGUUUGAUGAGCAUGCAAUGUUUGAAGAGUUUACUCAUAAUAGUGUUCAUUAG
Periconia digitata is the source of this 1572-nucleotide messenger RNA. NCBI's taxonomy places the organism in Eukaryota, Fungi, Ascomycota, Dothideomycetes, Pleosporales, Periconiaceae. The record is from the annotation of a GenBank genome assembly.